UUAGAAGACAGGAGUCGAGUGAGUUUACUGUACAGUAAUGUAAGCUGGAUUCCUAAAUUUGGUUUCGAUAUUCUUUCUAAAUUAACCGCUGGAAAAGAAUAUGAUAAACGGAAGGCUACAGAUUCAUGUAAAACGGGACAGAACCACCUUGAGAACCAUAUUAACUUUGGCUGCAGCACUAGAUUUCUAGUAUUGAAAAGACGGAAGGUAGUUUUUCAUAAGAUGAGCGCACAACAGUUUCCGCGACCUGGAGUGCCUUCUGGCUUGGGACAAGCCCUGUUGUCUGGGGGCAGUAAUACCGUUAUUCCUGGAAACCACUCAAGCUCAGUGGGAGCUGAAGAGAGUAGCGGUGAUGCUGACCACGGUACCCGGGAUCACCCGUCCAGCACCGGUGGGCCGUUGCCCUUCCGUGAUGACAAGCAGGAGAUGGUGGUGGUUCGGCCCUACCCGCAGGUCCAGGUCCACGGGCAGCCUCUAGCCCUCCCCCAGCACAUGUCCAUUCAGCCUGCCACGCCCGUGACAGUGUCGACUCCGCCCGCCCACCUCCCCCAGGGCCUGCCCCUCGCCUUCACAGAGGGACCCAUGAAGGGUGCCCUGAAGACAGCCAUAUCCAGCCGCUUAAUAGCGCCCGCGCCAGCUUCUGACCAGGGGCACCUGGCUGUGCAGCCCAAGGUGCCAGGCCAGGUCUCUGUCACCAUGGACAAUAGCAUGCCACCCGCGUCAGCUAUACCAGUGGCAACUAUCAGUAGCCAGCAGGGCCACUCCAGUAACCUCCACCACCUGAUGGCGGCUAACAUGCAGAUCAUUCGGAGCAGCGCGCCCGCGCUACAGAUAACGUCCUCCGCAGCUCCUCCGCACACCUUCACUUCCCACCUACCCAGAGGAGCAGCUGCAGCAGCUGUGAUGUCGAGCUCCAAAGGGCCUACGGUUCUGCGCCCUGCUACAGGGCCAGGCACAGGCGGCCCGCCCGCUGUACAGCACAUCAUCCCCCAGCCCAUUCAGUCCCGUCCUGCCGUCACCACAUCCACGGGGGUGGCCCCGCUCACAGCCGCCAGGCCCCAGUCCCCUGUCAUCACCACGGCCGUCACGCACGCCGCAGAAGUGGCUCAUGGACGCCCAGGGCUGACCAUUCACCACCAGUCAGGCACCAUAAGCAUCCAGCGGCCUCCCCCGUCCAGAGACACGGCCACCCGCAUCAGCCUGCCCUCCCACCCCGCCCUCGGCGUGCAGAAGGCCCAGCCGGCCCACCCCAUGGCGCAGAAGCCCAUCUUCAGCCCUGUGACUCCUGUCGCUGCAGCAACAGUGGCACCCAUCCAGGUCACCAACACCGCCCCGUCGACCACCGCCACAGGCUCUUCGCCCCACACCCAGAUGACCACCAGCGGUAUUGUCACCAUGACAAUGCCUCCUCAUUCCUCUCAUGCCACAGGGGUCAACACCUCCACCAUACCCGUGGCCAAAGUGGUCCCCCAGCCCAUCGCACACACCUCCCCGCGCCUCCACGCUGACUACCCCGGAGAGAGGGGCAACCUCAUCCCCAUCUCCGCCCACCGCUCCUCCCCCAACCCCGUCGCCGUGGAAGCCAGGAGCGACAACAGGCAACCGGUGCCGAUGCAGUUCCAGUACAUCCUGCCCACAUACCCGUCCUCUCCGUACACGCACACCUUCAAGCCCAUCACCAGCUCCGUCUCGGGCAUACGCCAGUACCCAGUGACCCCCCAGGCCCCUAGCCCGGCCCUGCCCGCCCAGCCCGGAGUGGGAGUGCCUUCCGCGGUCCACCUCAACCCCAUGCAGCUGAUGACAGUAGACCGCAUCGGCCUGCAACCCACGCAGAUCAGCGCGCAGGCCCUGCAGACCGUGCCCAUGGGGGCCCAGAGCAUCCCACCCCCGCCCGCUGGAGCCCAGGGCCUGCACAGCCCCGGAGUGAUCGCCGCGCAGCAAGCGCCCGUCAGCUCCCAGCAGCCGUCUCAGACCGAGCCGAAGGCUUCAGUGGUUCUGGCAGACGGCGCCGCCCUGGUGGGCAACCCCCUCGGCGUGGCCUUCGGCGCCUUGCAGCCCGUCACCACGGCGAUGCAGAGCGGCGUCACCAGCGCCCCGGCGCCCGUGUCCUCGCCCCGGCCCAGCAUCCUGCGCAAGAAGCCCACCAACGACGGGUCUGCUGUUCGAAAGUCCCUGAUCCCCCCUCAGCCGAGUGAGGUCACAGGCUGCAGAGCGGACAGUGCGUCACGAAGCACGUCAGGAUCCCCGCGACCUGCUGGUGUGAAAGUUACGGCCGACGUCCACGUGACCGUCGUUCCCCCGGCGACGGGCCCUGUGGAGGCCCCGCCCACUCAGCCCGGCGAGGUGCAGGGCGCCCCCUCCCCUGCCCACCACCUGACCCAGUCUGGCCUCGCCCUCCGGCCGAUGGCCACGCCCCCCUCCCAACCCGCUGCCACGCUGUCUGCCCUUCCCGCCCCGCCCGUCCCCACCUCAUUGACCAACGUUGUGGCCCAACCCACCCCGUCUGCAGCCGUUGGCACAGCAGCAGCUUCUAUCUCCGUCCAACCAGAGCCAAAGGUCAAGCAGGAGGCGGAGCCUAUGGACACUUCACAACCAGCGGCCCCCAUUCCUACCUCUGCGCCCCCGGCUCCCCCGGGCGGGGCCCUGAGCUUCUCCGUGGGGGACCCCAUCCUCGGAGCCUCCCCCAGGAAGAAGCCCCGCAAGCAGCAGCACGUCAUCUCCACCGAGGAGAGCGAGAUGGUGGAGGCCCACAGCACCGAUGAGGACCGGUCCUGCCCCCGGCCCCCGGGCGUCGGCCACAAGCGCAAGACCCCGCCCAAAGAGUACAUCGACGAGGAGGGCGUCCGCUAUGUGCCGUCGCGCUCACGCCCCCCCAUCACCCUGCUCCGGCAGUACCGUAACCCUUGGAAGGCAGCCUACCACCACUUCCAGAGAUACGCUGACAUCAAGGUCAAAGAGGGGAAAAAGGGCACGCUUCAGGACAUGGCCAGUCAGAAGGGAGUGGCCUGCAGAGCGCAGGGCUAUAAGAUCCGCCUGUGCGCCGCACAGCUCCGGCAGCUGAUGAGUCUGGAGCACGAUGUGUACAGCCGGCUCACCACUCUCCAGGAAGGCCUUAUCCCAAAGAAGAGGGCGGGGGCGGACGACGACUUGCACCGCAUCAACGAGCUCAUCCAGUGCCUGUUGCUGAAAUCUCUGCUGUCGAUUUGGGAGAGCGCAGAUGAGCAUUCUUCCUGCUCCUCAGCACGUGAUGCCAAGCACCAGUUCUCAUCUCACCUCAGCUUGUUUGCACAGUCAGGGAAACAUGCAGCGCUGCAAGCUGGUGAUGGACCAGGUCACAGAGGCCCGCGAAGCCAUGAUGAAGGUCCUGGACCACAAGGACCGGGUCAUGAGGCUGUUGGGCGAGAACGGGACCAAGAAGAGCUCCAAGCUGAAGCUCAAGGAGCGGACGUAGAGCUCGAAGCUCUGCUGGGCUGCUGCUUCCGCCGUGUACAACAGUCCUACCUGCCUGAACCGGAGUCAACCCACAGCCGGAGGAACAGAGGCUCAGGUCCAACUCACGCUCCGAUUGGGCGGAUAUACUUCAGCAGCGCUUACACCUAAAACUGGGCCUUUUUUGUUUCCUUUUUAGUUUUUACUUUUAUUAAGGCAUGUGCAACAAGUUAAAUGUUUGAAACCAAGCAGGUUGGUGUCUCUGCUCCUGUCACCAGCUCUGUUUCAGCGUAGCCUCACAGUUGCGACAGACGGAAAGGAUUUUUUAAACCCAUUUCAGUGCCUUGGAUUGUGUGUGUUUUGUUUGGCGGCGAUGAGAAAGGUGGCUGAGAGUACAGGGGCAAGGCGGUAAAAUGUAAGAGAGUGUUGUUAAAGGGGUGUGUUACGGACAGCCUAGAUUACCCUGUGUUUUUACCCUUAAGGUUAUGUUCCACCGAACACGCAUCUUUGGUGUUCCAGAUCAUUUCAGAGUUUCAUACUUGAAUUAUCAAGAGGUAUGGACUUGAAAAGAUAUAUCCGACAAAAAUGUAAAUUAGCUCAUUUGCGUACUGCAUUCAAGAUGACAAAUGACAAAUUUGUAGCUGUUUAUAAUCUGUUUUUGUUUGAAGAUUGUUUUAAGCCAUUUUUUUAUCACCAGUAAUAGUAAUUUUUCGAGAAAUUUCAGGUCUGUAGGAAAAUUAAGAAAUUUCAGGCUCUAGCAAUGAAAUAUGUGAUGCUGUACCAGCGCCUAAAGCUUAUAACAAAAAUAAUUGGCUCAAAACACUCUCCUGGAUAUGGAGUAAAGGUUUGCAAAGUUUCUGUAAUUUGAGAAACUUGACUACAAAGAUAGAAAUGGUCAAUAAUUAUGCUAAUUUCACCAUACACAAAGCUUAAUCAUUCAAACGGUGGUAUUAUCCUGAAAGUUUAAAAUUUGCGGGAUGAUUUGCAGCAGUAAACGGAAAAAGGUCAAUUUCACAGAAAAUCCACAGAUUUGUUUCAGUGGAACAGGACCUUAAGUUAUGACAGCAAUGAAAUGUGUUCUUAUUGUGUGUGAAAUAAGAAGGGCUAACUAGGGGGAGCUAGAGAGCUAGUGUCUCUUUUCAUUGGCAACUGGAUGAAGUAUCUGUUUAAAGGAUUCCUCAGUGCUAAAGUAUCAUGCACUGAGUGAAUCACGUUUGAGGCACAGGAGGUAAUCUUGUCUGUCCUGUAUUAUGUGUGCUUCGUACACUAAUUUCAACUGCACUGAAGUCAGCAGGGGAGUUCCAUCUCUGUCUUCGAAGCCACUGAUUAAUUUUGGAAGACAUAGUGUUUACAGAACCGCAUUUGUUUGAGACUAUAAAGCUGAAUUAUUACAAUUCGGGACUUCCAGGUCCAUGGAAUGAACUUUGUAAGUUUAUUUGAGUUAAUGUUUGGGAAAAGCACUAGUCUGCUGGAUUUUUUUAAAAUUAUUAUCGGGGAAAAGUAUUGGAAUUGGAGAACAUUGUAUUCGAAUGCAGUGCUCAUUUUAUCCCUAAAGGUACCCAAAUUCUGGUUCUUACUCUACCCUUAGGUUGCCAAAUUAAUGGAUAUUACAAUGGCGCAUGGUUGGCCAAUGCUUCUUUUAAGUGGAAUUGUGGGUAUUUCAUAGGUCCUGGUAAAUUUCCCUGUCAGUGAAGUUUAUAUGGUACCAGCCUCUUUAUUACCCAUUUUAUUUCUCUUUUUUAAAUUAUUAUUAUUUUUUAAUGGGACACUAUCUGUAGGCCUUUCUCAUAGCUGCAGCAGCCCCUGUCAGUUUGGGAGAUUAGACUUCAUACGCUGCUGUUGCGUGACAGAACGAGAACAGUCCAGCCAAUUGAAACUCUCCUUCCAUUUAUCCGCCAUCUUGCAAGUUUUGCAACCACAUUGGAUUCAAUACUAGACCAUGGGGCGCAUUCCGCCCUGAAACCUGGUGCUAAGAAAGGGCCCUCAUUUCCGCUGAGUUUCAAUUAUUCUUACUUAUUUGACUUUGGUCAAGCGUAUUCCUGGCUGAGCAAAAUGGACGUAUAUUCGGAAAAAUGUCAAGUCUGAUAUUUUCUUCUGAGGUGUAGAGGUUGUUAUUGUCAUAGGCCUUGAGUCUGAGCUGAUAUAAUCUCACACUGUGACUAUCUGAGAAAGGGAGUCAUGUUACCAAAUUGGUUGAUUUUUUUUAUUUUUUUAUUUUUAUGAAAUUGUUUGAUUUCAACCCUGGGCCUGCAUUUGGAUGGAUCCUCAAUAGUGAUUGUGUUUUAAAGUAAAAAUAUUCAUUGUGUUAAGUGGUCGCUUGUCAGUUACCAAUUUCAACAGUUACACAAUUGCAUUAAUUGUUUCAGAUGUAAAAAAAAUGUUUUUAUGAAUGAAAAUUCCUUUGAGUUUUCUUCCUUUUUACUGUAUGAAGCGGGUGACGACUUUUCGUCUUUCAAGUUGAUUCUGUGCUAAGUAUGACAUUUUAUCACAUUCUUUUAUAUCAUCUUGGAGAAACAUUUUGUAUAUAGUUUUCCUUUAUUGUGAGAUUGUAAUCCAUUAUUACAGUAAAGAAUACGUUGUACAUUAUCUCUGUGUGGAUUUUUAAAAUCUAUUUUCUAUAUGGUGGUGCCAAUUUUUAUUAUGCUCUGUAUAACAAUAUUUAAUUUUUUGCACUUUGUCACUUGUCAUCUGUGACACAUGCCUUUGGAUCAGAAAUACUCUCUAUUAAUGACCUUGUACAAACAGAAUACACAUUUUUAAGUUAUUCAUAAAGAACAAAGAAAACAAA
Molecule: messenger RNA, 6217 nt
Organism: Conger conger (European conger)
Lineage: Eukaryota; Metazoa; Chordata; Actinopteri; Anguilliformes; Congridae
Gene: sap130a
Product: Sin3A-associated protein a
Exons: 22
Coding region: 223-3600 (1125 amino acids)
Biological process (GO): negative regulation of transcription by RNA polymerase II
Cellular component (GO): Sin3-type complex
Source: RefSeq, a predicted model, not a curated record